Trichosurus vulpecula (common brushtail) is the source of this 3180-nucleotide messenger RNA. It is a transcript of the gene AFF2, whose product is annotated as AF4/FMR2 family member 2. Gene Ontology annotation, cellular component: nuclear speck; nucleus. Gene Ontology annotation, molecular function: G-quadruplex RNA binding. Lineage: Eukaryota; Metazoa; Chordata; Mammalia; Diprotodontia; Phalangeridae. The coding region runs from base 31 to 2754 and encodes 907 amino acids. Gene Ontology annotation, biological process: regulation of RNA splicing. The record is from RefSeq and is a predicted model, not a curated record. The transcript is spliced from 18 exons.
CCCAGCUGUGUGGAAGAAAUUUUGAGGGAGAUGACUUACACCUGGCCUCCUCCUCUUACUGCAAUUCAAACUCCAGGAAAAGCAGAACAGAGUAAAUUUUCCAACUCAGGCAAGGACCUCCAACUUUCGACCUCAGGAUACAGUGCACAAAAGUGGAGUGACCCAGACAUCAAAGUAUUAACCAAACCACCUAUGUCACAGAAGUCAAUGCUUGAAGACGACCUGAAAAUCAGCAGCGACGAGGAUGAAAAUGAGCAGGACAUUGAAAAGGCAAAACCCAUGGACAUUCCUUCAAACCCAACACUGCUGCCACCUGCCCCUGAGCCCGUUGUCAUCCCCUCCAGUGGGGGGUCUGGAAGUUCCAGUGAAUCUGACAGCAGUUCUGAGUCUGAUUCUGACAGUGAGAGCACCUCUAGUGACAGCGAGGGCAACGAGGAAUCCCGAAGCAACACACCCGAGCCAGAGCCUCCUUCAACCAACAAGUGGCAGCUCGACAAAUGGCUGAACAAAGUGAACCCUCAUAACAAGACAAUUAUAAGCAACCAAAAUGAGACUUCCAAUGAGAACAGUUCUCUACUUUCCAUCACCCCACAAACUGAAGUACAGAAUAAGGGAAAAGUCAAUCCUGGCCUAUUCCAGAUUGAACCCAAAGAGAGGCCUCUCCUUAGCCCUCUCCGGGAGAAAGCUCGACAACGGCUUAUCCAGAAACCACCUCCUCCUGUAGAGGCCAAAAACUCCAGGCAGAAGUCACCUGCUCAAAAUGAAGCAGCCUCACAAAGGACCAUAGGCAAAAAGCAACCCCAGAAGGUUGAAAGGACACCCAGCACCGAAGAAUACCCCUGGCCUAGACCAAAUAUUCAGCCCAGCAACACUCCCAAAGAAAAAGACACACUGGAACACCCAGAGCAGGCCAAAGCACGGAAUAGAGCAGCAGUUGGAAAACUGGCCCCAAGGAAAGAACCCAAACUUACUGCAGCAUUUAUUGCUGAAAAGAAGAAGUUCAGAGGCUCUGGAAAAAUUGUCCCCAAGUCUCGAGAAUUUGUCGAAACCGAUUCCUCGACUUCAGACUCAAACACUGACCAAGAUGAAGCCUUACAGGUCAAAGUGGCACCUCCUGGUCCCACUUUGACCAGUGCUGUCAAACCUAAGGAGGCUCCAGGCAGUGGCGUCAUCAAUGUCAGCACUUUAACAGGAAGCAGCAGCAGCAGUAGCAGCAGCUACUGUAUGGACACCACCACCAAUGAGGUGGAGGAGCAGCUGUUCUCACCUCUGCCCAUCGUGCAAACUGAACUUCUGUCCCCAAUACGUGAUUAUGAUGACGCUAAAGCACUUUGGGUCAAAAUAGAUCUUGGCUUACUGGCUAGAGUACCUGGCCGAGACCCACCUGGAACCAUUUCCACCAAGGCUGAGCCCAGAGAGAAUAACACAAAACCAGCACAACCACAAACACAACCACCACAGUUCCCCCAGUCCCGAGAGUCACCCGGCCCUUCAUUUGCUGAGAAGAUGCCUGCCAAGAACAAGAGGAAAUACAAGCCAUCUGACCCUUUGGACCUGUUCGCGGAGAACAAGAAGCAGCGGCUAGAAGAUAUCCCGCCUUCCUGUCUGCUCCCACCUUGCAUUUCACCAAUCCCCAGUAGUCACAGAUUCCCAAACACUAAAGAAAAUAUUCUAGCCAAAAAAAUGACAAAGAAGAGAGAUGACAAGCUAUUCCCACCUCCACUGUCCCCAUUGUCUGAUGAGCCCCUACAUCGCCGCGUCAGUUCUGACAGCAACAGUUCCUCCAGUCAGGAAGCUCCUAUGCCUACUGCUUUUCCAGCUGCCAGUUGUUCCUUUGCCAGAAACAGAAAGAAUGAGAGCAAGACCCAUUUAAACUUCAGAAUAUGUGGUGAAGAUACCUACAAUCGGGGUGCCAGCAUCGGGCUUCUGGAUAGUAAUCAACUGGAGAUGGUCACCUGGUCUUCAAUGUCCUCCCUAGCCAAUGGGAGCUCAGAGGCCAGAAGACCUCGGAUUCAUUUUGAUGAUGUGCCUCACAAUGCUGACUAUUACAUGCAGGAAGCCAAGAAGCUGAAGCACAAAGCUGACGCACUGGUAGAGAAGUUUGGCAAAGCUGUAUAUUAUACUGAUGCGGCACUCUCCUUCAUCGAGUGCGGCAACGCAAUGGAGCGGGACCCAUUGGAGGCAAAAUCUCCAUACACCAUGUAUUCUGAAACCGUGGAGCUUAUCAGGUACGCCCUGAGGCUCAAGAAUUUCACUUGCUCUUCUGCCACAGAAUGGGACAAGAGACUUGCGAUUUUAUGCUACAGAUGCUUAUCACUCCUGUACUUGAGAAUGUUUAAACUAAAGAGGGACCAUGCUAUGAAGUAUUCCAGAUCUCUGAUGGAAUAUUUUAAGACUUCUUCCAAGGCUGCCCAGAUACCAUCUCCAUGGGGAAGCUGUGGAAAGAGCACAGACGCACCAUCACCUUUGUCCCUCAGCCCUUCGUCGUCAAGUGCUUUACCAUCCUUAGGACAGAUUGUCAUUCCUCACCGAAUCCACCACAUGGCAGCCAGCCAUGUCAACAUCACCAACAAUGUGCUUCGUGGUUAUGAACACUGGGACAUGGCAGACAGACUUACUAGAGAGAACAGAGAAUUCUUUGCAGAUUUAGAUUCACUGAUGGGGCCUUUGACGCAACACAGCACAAUGACCAACCUGGUUCGUUACAUCCGCCAAGGACUGUACUGGCUUCGCCUAGAAGCCCACCUGUCCUAAUGGGCGAACCGUCAUCUUCAUCAUCCCAUAGUUCUACCUCUACCAGCACGCUGACGAUCACCGGUGGAACUCCACUCAUUUGGGAAACAUUUUUUGCUUUGCGUGUUCAUUUUAAUGCCUCUUUUGAUAUCUGUGGGAAGCAGAAAUCAAUCAACGUAAGUGGACACUACAUCUCCAGAGUAGUAUAUGUUAAGUCAUCUAGCUAUUUUGAGUCAUUUUAGCUACAUCUUUCAACCCGUGUACCCCUUCUAUGAUUUACAGAAUACUACAUUCCCUGCAGUCUUGUUUCAUGUCCACACUGCCUAAAACUAAAAAUGGAAAGAAAGCACUUUGUGAAGAUGACGGAUUACUGAGAAAUAAAGCAUAAAUGUCUUACCUAUGUAUAAGAAGAUAAUUUAGACACAGAGAACCUGCAGAGAUUAAAAU